Messenger RNA from Cantharellus anzutake, 1442 nucleotides. RefSeq names its product Pyoverdine/dityrosine biosynthesis protein-domain-containing protein. The record is from RefSeq and is a predicted model, not a curated record. NCBI's taxonomy places the organism in Eukaryota, Fungi, Basidiomycota, Agaricomycetes, Cantharellales, Hydnaceae. The transcript has 5 exons. The coding region runs from base 132 to 1292 and encodes 386 amino acids.
CAUGUAUCACAGCGGCUCUCCCUGAUGAGAUGGUCGGCUCCAAACGGAAAAGUAUCAUUUCCUGACUAGUUUAUAUCCUCGUCGAAGGGAUCAAAUAUCGUCCAGUUUGGGGCACUCUAGGAUAUUACCCAAUGAUCCGAUCCCACUCGGCUACCCUCAAUGUUCCACCCGCGCCAAGCAUCCCACUUGCAGCUCAAGUUACUAAGAAGUUCUUAGCUCCCUCCAUACCCCGUCCUCAAACCACUCCCCAACUUGUGGAUGCACUUGUCGCUAGAAUUGUUGAUUACAUGCUCUUCAGCAAGGGCGAUCUGUUCGAAACUUCUGGGCGAGCGUUUCUUGCGGAACGAGUCCGUUGGCAUGUGGAUCGUAACAUUCAGAUUCAGCUGGCCUUGCCUGCGUUUCCAUUCAAAAGCCCCAGCAAGGAUAAAGUUCUUGGUGCUCUUCCUGACAUGGCAGAAGAGAUCGUUCUCCGCAGAUUGGAAGACCUUUGCCGAUCGCUCGAGGAUCUAUAUCCACCUGGUGCACAGCUCCACAUCGUAUCGGACGGCAUUAUAUACGGAGAACUCCUAAGGGUCCCAGAAAUGACUAUUUACCGAUAUAACACUGCGCUACGCCCGCUUGUCUCUUCUCUUGCUCUCACGCACAUCUCCUUAGUCCGCGUGCGUGACUUGCUUCAAGAGGGUUUCAAUGCAGCUACAUAUUCUCGCCGUGACAUUCCCGAGGAGGAGUACGUCCUCUCUUCUCGCGCAACCCGCGAGGCUUUCCUCGCAACCGAAAUCGGCAGGUAUGACGUCCAGAAACAGAUUAGCAAUGAUGAAGGCGCGUUAAGGACCUAUCGAGGAUACUUGAAAUUUUUGAAGGCGGAUUUGAGUGGCGUGCAUUUGCAUUGCGAUAAGGCUAACUGUAAAGAGACUCUCUCUAAGCGAGGGCGGGAGAGAGCAAUCAGUGCCAUCGCUAAGGCAAUGAUGCGGAAUGGCGCCCUGUUUUCCGCUAUUGUUGCGAAGGCUUUCCCCGAUGCCGUUCGACUCAGCAUUCAUCCUCACCAAAAUGCUGGUCCUAAGUUCGCCCUCAAAGUUUUCCCGAAUGUUGAUAUCGUUUGCACGCCGUGGCACAAUGUCGUCGUCGAAAACGCAGAUGGCUCCAUCACUAUUGCGCAUCGGCACACAGUCGAUACUUCAAAGUGUGCUCUUAUAUACCGGCAUGGUCGCCCCUAUCAUUUCCGUGAGAUUGACGCUGACAUGGACUGGGGGAAUUCGAAUAUUCCUUCGAGAGACUGCAUCCGUUUGGGAUGAAGGUCAUUGCGACUGAAGUUGAUGGAAAGAAGUGGCGAUGGAAAGACGUUCCCAUGGCCAAAGUCAGGAGGCUUGCAGGGAAGCAUUCACUUUUGAUAUUCAAGGGUUUUGAAGGCGUUGAUAAAACCGACUACAUUGCAAAGGCGAGGG